Molecule: messenger RNA, 7218 nt
Organism: Peromyscus californicus insignis
Lineage: Eukaryota; Metazoa; Chordata; Mammalia; Rodentia; Cricetidae
Gene: Slk
Product: STE20 like kinase
Exons: 19
Coding region: 193-3900 (1235 amino acids)
Biological process (GO): protein phosphorylation
Molecular function (GO): protein binding; protein serine/threonine kinase activity; ATP binding
Source: RefSeq, a predicted model, not a curated record
GGCCCGUCCCGGCUCGCGGCGGCCGCGCGCCCCCCUCCGCGGCCGGAGCUCGGUCGCUGCCCCGCCUUCUCCGGGGAGCGCCAGGCGGGAGCGGCCCGGACCCCGGGCUCGCGCGGGAGACGACGCGCCACAAACUUUGCCUUUUAUUGUUCCUAGCCCUUUAAGUGCUAGGGACUCUGCUGGGCAGGAAAAAUGUCCUUCUUCAAUUUCCGUAAGAUCUUCAAGUUGGGGAGCGAGAAGAAGAAGAAGCAGUACGAGCACGUGAAGAGAGACCUGAACCCCGAAGAGUUUUGGGAGAUUAUAGGAGAACUGGGCGACGGAGCCUUUGGGAAAGUGUAUAAGGCCCAGAAUAAAGAGACCAAUGUUUUAGCUGCUGCAAAGGUGAUUGACACCAAAUCUGAAGAAGAACUUGAAGAUUAUAUGGUUGAGAUUGACAUAUUAGCAUCUUGUGAUCACCCGAACAUAGUCAAGCUUCUAGAUGCCUUCUAUUAUGAGAACAAUCUUUGGAUCCUCAUUGAAUUUUGUGCAGGGGGAGCAGUAGAUGCUGUGAUGCUUGAACUUGAGAGACCAUUAACUGAGUCCCAAAUCCAAGUAGUUUGCAAGCAGACUUUAGAGGCGCUGAGUUACUUACAUGACAAUAAAAUCAUCCACAGAGAUCUGAAAGCUGGCAAUAUUCUUUUUACCUUAGAUGGAGACAUUAAAUUGGCGGAUUUUGGAGUAUCAGCUAAAAACACCAGGACAAUUCAAAGGAGGGAUUCCUUUAUUGGCACACCGUAUUGGAUGGCUCCUGAAGUAGUCAUGUGUGAGACAUCAAAGGACAGGCCUUAUGACUAUAAAGCUGACGUUUGGUCCCUGGGUAUUACUUUAAUAGAAAUGGCUGAGAUAGAGCCACCUCACCAUGAGUUAAAUCCAAUGCGAGUGUUGCUAAAAAUAGCGAAAUCUGAGCCCCCAACAUUAGCACAGCCGUCAAAAUGGUCUUCAAAUUUUAAGGACUUUCUAAAGAAAUGCUUGGAAAAGAAUGUGGAUGCACGGUGGACUACAUCUCAGCUAUUACAGCAUCCCUUUGUUACUGUUGAUUCCAACAAACCAGUCCGAGAAUUGAUUGCUGAGGCAAAGGCUGAAGUAACAGAAGAGGUUGAAGAUGGCAAGGAGGAAGAUGAUGAUGAGGAAGCAGAGAAUGCUUUGCCAAUACCUGCAAAUAAACGUGCCUCCUCUGACCUCAGUAUUGCCAGCUCUGAAGAAGAUAAACUUUCUCAAAAUGCUUGUAUUUUGGAAUCUGUAUCAGAAAGAAUAGAGAACAGUACUGCUGGGGAUAAAUUUAGCAACAAAGUUCUUAAUGAAAAACCCAUCACUAACGAAUCUCCGAAGGCUAUGAAAGGUGUUAAUGAGCAUACGGAUGAUUCUAACUUAGAAACCAUGGCUGAACUCAAUGACCGAACAGUAGGAAUCUAUGAGAAUGGGAGACAGAAGAGACCUAAGCUGGAAGAUCGAGCUGACACAGAAGACCAACCAACUGGGGCUGUUAAUUCAGUCAGUGAAGGAAAUGAGGGGAAUAUAGUAACUUUAGAAACGGACACUAACCAUCUGAAACCAGAAGAAGACAGGAAGAAAGAAAACCAGGAGAUACUUGAGAAUAAACUUAUCCAACCUGAAGAAAUUAAAGAUAGGCAUAUUCAAACAAUGGACUCGGUGUCUCAAGAGACUGGAGAAACCGAGGCAGAUUUUCAGGCAGUUGACAAUGAAGUUGGGUUUACAAAAGAAGAUGCCCAAGAGAAACUGGGAAAAGAGGACAAAACUCACCAAGUUGUAGUCAGUGAGGCAGGAACACAUGAGGCACUAGAUGCUGCGGAGAAGGCUCCUGAACACAGCAGCCAGGAUGCACAGAGCGCUGAUGGGAAGGAAGUAGUGGAAGGAACCUGGAAGUUAGAGAAGCUCACAGAGAGCCCUGAGGCUGGUGGUGCUGAGGAAGAACCUUCUGUUCAAGAAAGAGUUGAGAAUGAAGAGCUAGGUCAACAGUCCCCAGCGUGUGACGGUGAGGGACCGUUAAUCAGCACUUCAGAGACCACACAGGCAACCAUUGAGGAGCCAGGGACAGAUGAAGUGGAGCAGGUCAGUGAGGCCCAUGGCAUUGAGGAGACACAGAGACGUGCAGUGACUGGCGGUGCUGAGGAGCAGGCUCUAGGAAGUGAAGCUGAGGCUGCCGCCGCCACCACCACCGAGGGAGAGUUGGCGAGGGAGGAAACUGCACAGGGAGUGCCAGUUAAACCAGAGCCCCAAGCUCCUGCAGCCUCGCUGCCCAGCGAGCCUCGUCCUGUCCUAAUACCCAGGAUCAAUAUUAACUCGGAAAACACAGAGAGUAAAGGAGAAACGGGUGCUUUACCAAAAACUGAAACCAUACCGCCACAGGAGCCUGAAAACGAAAAGGAAAAUGACGCCGACUCAGGGACCGGGUCUACUGUGGAGAACAGCAGCAGUGACUUGAAUUUGUCCAUCUCUAGCUUCUUAAGCAAAACUAAAGACAGCGGGUCGAUGUCUUUACAAGAGACAAGAAGACAGAAGAAAACAUUGAAGAAAACACGCAAAUUUAUUGUUGAUGGUGUAGAAGUGAGUGUAACAACGUCAAAGAUAGUUACAGAUAGUGACUCCAAAACUGAGGAAUUGCGGUUUCUCAGGCGUCAGGAACUUCGAGAGCUGAGAUUUCUUCAAAAAGAAGAACAGAGGGCCCAGCAACAGCUCAAUGGCAAACUGCAGCAGCAGCGAGAGCAGAUUUUUAGGCGCUUUGAGCAAGAAAUGAUGAGUAAGAAGCGACAAUAUGACCAAGAAAUUGAGAAUCUAGAGAAGCAGCAGAAACAGACAAUUGAACGACUAGAACAAGAGCACACGAACCGCUUGCGAGAUGAAGCCAAAAGAAUCAAAGGCGAGCAAGAGAAGGAGCUGUCCAAGUUCCAGAACAUGCUCAAAAACCGCAAGAAGGAGGUUAUAAAUGAAGUGGAGCAAGCACCUAAAGAGCUGAGAAAAGAGCUCAUGAAACGCACGAAAGAGGAGCUUGCACAAAGCCAGCACGCUCAGGAACAAGAAUUUGUUCAGAAGCAACAACAAGAAUUAGAUGGCUCUCUGAAAAAGAUCAUCCAACAACAGAAGGCAGAGUUGGCCAAUAUCGAGAGAGAGUGCUUGAAUAACAAGCAGCAGCUCAUGAGAGCUCGAGAAGCUGCGAUUUGGGAGCUUGAAGAGCGACACUUACAAGAAAAGCACCAGCUGCUUAAGCAGCAACUCAAAGACCAGUACUUCAUGCAGAGACACCAGCUGCUUAAACGCCACGAGAAGGAAACAGAACAAAUGCAGCGUUAUAAUCAACGACUUAUUGAGGAAUUGAAGAACAGACAGACUCAGGAACGAGCAAGACUACCCAAGAUUCAGCGAAGUGAGGCCAAGACCCGAAUGGCCAUGUUUAAGAAGAGUCUGAGAAUUAACUCAACAGCCACACCAGACCAGGACCGUGAAAAAAUCAAACAGUUUGCUGCACAAGAAGAAAAGAGGCAGAAAAAUGAGAGGAUGGCUCAGCAUCAGAAACACGAGAGCCAGAUGCGGGACCUCCAGUUGCAGUGUGAAGCCAAUGUCCGAGAACUGCAUCAGCUGCAGAAUGAAAAAUGCCACCUGUUGGUUGAACACGAGACUCAGAAACUGAAGGAGUUGGAUGAGGAGCACAGCCAAGAGCUAAAGGAGUGGAGAGAGAGGCUGAGGCCGAGGAAGAAGACACUGGAAGAAGAGUUUGCCAGGAAACUGCAGGAGCAGGAAGUGUUUUUUAAAAUGACUGGGGAGUCGGAAUGUCUUAAUCCAUCAGCACAGAGCCGUAUCUCCAAAUUCUACCCUAUUCCCACCUUGCAUUCCACUGGGUCAUAGCGAUAGCAGCAUUCUCUGUCUGGAUUUGGCUUCUAAGUACAUCAUUGUAUUCCUUCAUCUUCCACAGUAUGUAUGACUCACAAAGACAAUCACCUGUUUCAUCUUCUCGGUGGUUCUGAAAAUUUGUUUCUUGGAUUUUAUUGUUAACAGAGAUGAAGGGCAAACGAACUAAGACAGAUGCCAGGCCAUGUUGGCGAGUAGCAUCUUGCAGUAAUUCCCUAAGGUGAUUUUGUAUAUUGACCUUAAAUAUUGUAUUCUUUAGACACUGUUACUGAAAAACUGCCAGAAAAAUAAUGUUUAAAAGGAUUUGGAGGAAAAAAAAAACAAACCUGUUACAUCACUAAGUAUUAAUAAAUAUUGUUUUACCUGAUUUCUCAAUGAUACUAAAUUCUAUAGUAAAGAUUCUGUUGUAGAAGUGGAGUAAUUUUCUUUUGGUAAACCAGCUCUUAUUAAAAAGCCAUGAGUUAUAGAAAUAUGCUAUUGAUUCAGUACAUAGAUAUAUUUUUAUCAUAAACAGGAUCAAAGUCUUUUAAAAAAGAGAAAGAUUAUUUCAGUAAUCUGUCACAAACAUUAGCCUGUGUGGGCAGGAACUAAUAAUUGAGGUGCUAAUUUUAUUAAGAUAGUGCCUAAAACACUAAAUUUUAAUCAUGUAUAAAAUGGGGUUUUCUUUUUGACCAACAGGAACAAAGUACCCUUCUCACUGAACAUUACUGUUUUACAAACUUGCUUAUAUUGCCACUUAAUAUUCAUCCUAAAACAAAUGUACAAAAUUUGGGUAGAUGAACAAACUAGCUUUAAAAUGUGCAAAUUGAACAUAUAGAACUCACCCCAUUGUCAGUAGCACAGACUGAGCUCUCCCACUUACUCCCUCAUAAGAAGCCCAUAUCUCAGCAAGUUCAGUUCCGCAGUGGAAGCUUAGAGGCCUCUGUAUCCCGAGCUUCGGUCACGACUUCAGUUCUGAAGCUGGUCUUAGAAGAAGCCUUUGUCCACAGAGGAUUUUCAUUCAGUAUCAGGCACACAUGCAAAGUGACACUGUAUUGUUUCAAAUGGGGUUAUUCAGGUGCAUUUUGGUUUUAGCUUGUUCCAUGUUUAAAUUAAUUACUUUGAGUCAGAAAAACCUGAAACCUUUAUCAUGUGGUUGCUGGUACAUGUGAUUAUUAAUGAAAUGUUCACUCUUAGUUCCUUUUGAAGCUCAGCAUCUCACCCGCGUCAGGUCAACAGUAUUAUAAACAGCACAUUUGUGAAUGAUGCUUGCUGCCUGCCAUUGGCAACCUGCUCUCUUCUAAGAGUGCUAGGUACCAAAUUGUAAACGUUUCUGUUUUUAGUUAUAUUUUGAGGUUGGUGAAGACUAGAAAUGUCAGUGUAAUGUUGUGGAAACACAAGUUCAUAUUAAGAAAAUGUAAAUGUCUGUAGUACUUUCUUGGAGUUCAUUUGAAAACUUUGGAUGCUGAACUUUAUCUGGUUUAGAUGGUUUAAAAAUGCAUGUGUAAUUUUAAUUUUAUAAUUAUUUUGACAAGCUUAAUUUUCUUGGACAACCUUGUAGGUAGCCUUAACUUUCAGCCAAUUUUGUUUUUUAUAUAAAUAUAUAUAUAUAUAUACAUAUAUAUAUAAUGUAUGGUUGUAAAUUCAUACACUUAUCACAUGAAUGUGUUACUGUAUACAGAAUCCUUAAUGCUUUAUUUUCAGAUGCUGGGUUGAAAACUGUUUGAAAGCCUUUAAAUAUAUAUCUUUAUAAAGUAAUAUUCAGGAUGAUGAUGGAAAUUGUUUAUAUUAUUAUGAUAAAAGACGGAAUUAUGUUGCCCAGUGUAUUUAAUGAUUUAUUUGAAGAGGGAGAGGGGAGGAAGGCUUUUAUACACCACUUUCUCCUUUAAAUUUUUCAGUUUACUGGAUUUUUACAAGUGACUACUUCAGUCAGUGGGCUUUCUUUUCAGCAUCAUUUAGGUAAUUGUAGACAUGAUUUGGUCUGAAUAUCUGCCCUUCCUGGUCCUUUUCAGCUUGACAUUUAGAGCAUUGUAUCUGGGACGGAGGCUGGAAGGGGUGUCUCCCUGCAGCCUGCCCUCCAAAUUCCCUGCUGCUGCUUGAGGUUUCUUUCAAGCAUGGCUGUAUUCCUGUGGGUGCAGGGACUGUCCAGUGGUACACGUGGGGAGGAGGACACUCCUCUCAACAUUUCAGGUUAUAUAUAGAAAGUGUUUUGUAAUAGAACAUGCUCUUUCUAAACUUGCCUGCUUCUUGUAAGGCCUUAUGCCAUGUAGAUAAUUGUGACCGUUCUUUGCUGCAUGAAGUGUAGGUGGGGAGUGGCUGGGGGCACAGACUUCUUUGAAUCUGAGAGUACAGUCAAUCCAUCCCCCGAUUAAGUUGUUUGGUUGCUGUGGCAGAAUGUGCCAUCAGUUCAUAAAGGAAAUUCUCCAUGGAACCUCCCCUUUCCCUACAUGAUCUGGACAUGCCACACCUCCACCAUACUUCUGCAGGUCCAGCUCCUAGAGCCCAAGUGCAGGGUUUCCGUAGACCUCUUGACUCACAGGCUGUGUGGGUUGCUGAGUUAGCUGCUGUUUUAGGUGGAGUCACAGUAAGCUCGCUCUUACCCUUUUCUGUGGGCAAGGAGGAAAUUUAGAGUGCUUUUACUUUGCUGAAAAUGGUGGAACCUUCCCACAUGACAGGACAUGGCAAACUGUAAGUAAGAAGCAGAACCGGAGCUACCUCUAAGCAGUGUUUUCUCAAGCACACGCUCUCAGGCACAUGAGACCCUCCCCGUGGAGGCUUCUCUGAUUUCUUGAGCAUCAGCAAGUCUCAGAAGUGACUGUUUUUUCUACUCUUCCUGGUCCCCUGCACCCUCAUUCUUCCCCCAUUCCACACUGUGCUUAUUAUAUGACAGAGACUCUUCUAAGAAGCCAAAUUCGGCCACAUUAAUAGCUAGGACUAUUGCAGAACAAAGAAGCGCCCGGAACUGCAGUGGAAGAAGGGUGUCCGUUCUAAUAGCCUUCUGGUCCUUCCUGGGAAUGGUCCUGUAGGACACGGGUGGUAUUUUCAGUGCUUCUCUUCCGUCAGAGGCAACAGUUAAUGCCUCUGCUGUUGCUGUUCUUUGGCUGACAUGGUUUUGAUAAUGCUUUAAAAUUUCUGCUACAAAGCUUGAGAUAGAGUGUUUACCAGUUUCAAAUGUUGGCUGCAACUUAAAAAUGUUAUUCUUCACAGUGUAAUAAGUUCACAAGCUAAAUUUUCAAAGAGAAUUUCUUUUCACAUUAUGCUUCUUGUCUACUUGGAAUCAGAAACAUGCCUUUUCAAUCCCGGGAUUGUCAAACAAUAAAGUUAUUUCUUAAUCUA